AGACAACUAAUCGUCAACAGCGACUAGACAUGUCAGACACACGGUCAUAGCAAAAUACAAUAGAACCAUAACGAAGAGAUAUGACCUGACCGUGGACCCCGAACGACAUCCCCGGAAUCAGCUCGCAACGGGCGCUUCUUGCGCGAACAAAAAUAGGUCGUGAUGGUCGAGAACAAAGUGGACCGGGAUGUACCGCUGGACUUGGAAUGGCGAGAGGACGGUGAAUGCACUGCCCUCGGUCCGACACUCGCUGAUAGCCUAGAUCACGCUUCGGCGAUCGGCUCGACCAGCGCUCUCGAAUCUGAUGAAUCUAGCAAACACGAUCAGUCCACACUCAGACGAAGACGAAGGAAGAACGGAAUGAUGGUCAGAGAUCUGAGGACAUCCGUCCGAGGAGACGAGGCGGAUUUGAGCGGGGCGGACUCUGAGAGCUCCGGGACAUGUUCAUCAUCAGAUGGGAAUGGGCAGAGACGACGACAGCAACAUCCCCGUCGGAUCUCGAUCGAUACGGACGUGCAUUCGCUCAACCUGAGGUCUCCAUUAUCGCCGCUCGAGCCGCCUUAUCAUUCACUCCGUCAUAAACCUUCCAACUCUACCACGAUCGGAGAACCAGAUACACCUCUUGCCAGCCUCGUUCCUCCUGCCAACUUCGCCGAACAGUUCAAAUACAUCAUCUGCUCCAGCGGUCUCCUCGAAGCUCAACCGAAAUCAGAGCAGAAGAGGUCGAGCUUGCUAGCAGCCCGUUCGAGACAUGCCACCGAGAUUGGGAAUCGCAGCUCGGUGGUCUCCACCUAUGGAUAUGGGACCGACCUUGAACAAGAAUCAAAUUCCCGAUUAACGAACCCUAAUUACAAUCAACAUUAUCAACAAUAUCAACGACCCGCACGUUCUUCUACAUCCUCACGAAAUUCUAUACCCUCCAUCUCCCGUCCACCACCUUUACAGACGUUCACCAGAUACCCCAUCUCACGCCCAUCCAUCACCUCUUACACUUCAUGUGGGAGCACGACAUACCUCACAGCGGCUUCCACUAAUUCAUCCAGGACGAGCACGCCGACUAUGAUACUCAACCCCCUGCCAAUCGUCGAUUUUGAUACCAACUUCAAUGAUUCGCCCGUGACGGAUACGCCGACGGGGAUUUCGCAUACGUUACCUGACCUGCCUCGGCCGAGAGAGAGUUUGAGGCAGAGACGUAGGCAACGCGAGAAGACCCCCAAUACCGGAUCUGGCAAUACAACCGUAUAUGCGUCUACAGAUACUGCCACGAGAAACGCCACAACGACCGAACCUACACCUCUCCCUUAUACCCAACGCCGACCCGCCUCGUCCUGGUCAUACCUUAUCGUCCCGAUAUUCAAGUUCGGCCUCCGUUCGACGUAUACCCUCACAGGGUACCUAUGGAUGUGGGCCUGGGUGCAGGUGGGCUUGAUUUAUGGGAUCGGGAGUUGGAUGUGGGAGUUGGGGUGGAGGGUCGUCUGGGGGUUGUUGGCGCGGAAGAACAGGGAGCGCGAGUCAAAGGCAGCGUCAAGGUCGGGCUCGAGACCGAGGGAGGAUGAACUUCGGAUCGGAAGGCAGAUUGAAGAUGAGACGGACACGGAGGCGGUCAUGAUCAGACCGACCGAGGUCGCUUUGCCUACUCCUUUGGUCUUACGGACAGAACCUUCUGUACCGAAUCUGGCUGCUGAGCCCACAGCUACAGUCCCAGGGAACAUCGAAAUUGUCCCGAUCCCAGCUGCAAACGACAACAAGGUCGACCUCGAGGCCAAACCCGUCCCGGCGAGAGAGCCUAGCUUGCAGGCGUCUGCGCUGGAAGUCUUGACCCACCUGGUCGAGGACAACGAUGCCUUUGAAAAGACGGCAAACGAGGCUUUCGAAAAGCUAAAUCAGGCCGAUCUCGAUGACGGACAUGAUCCUCUCGAAGAAGCUCUUCGUACCAAGCUUUACUCAGCGCUGGAGGGCAUCUCGUCGUCCAUGAUCUCGGCGAGCUCAUCCUUGAUGCCGCUCGUCUCAGAACAAGAUCUCAGCGGUUUGCAAGAACUGUACAAGGUGGACGACUUCUCGGACGGGCUGUUGUCCCCAGGUUGGGAUCGACAGAGGUUCUCCUCGUCCAGCCGAGAUAGCAGAGGAGGUCUGGAUAACUCGACCGCACCGUCCAGGCGGCCUUUCUUUGGCGAGGCAAUCACAACCCCGAUCGAAUUCGAUCCGCUUGGCUUUCCUCAAAGCACUCCGCUCAGCGAGACGGGUGGGCCAGGCGAGAUUGGGUUUCCAUUUGAUCGGUAUGCCAAUCGGCCAGCUACCAUUGGCUAUCGGAAGCCUUCGGAGCAGCUCGAUCAUCUGUCUGCUCGACCGCCUUUUCAAACGCUGCGAUCGUCGCAAUCGGUGUCCAACCUGCAGAGGAUAUCGAACACCCUGGUUGAAGAUCGUUUCACACCGUUGCCGGCGCGUAGUCCUCGACCGUCUAGCGUGAUGGGGCAAACGACCUGGAGCGCGAAAAACAGGAAACGGACGCAGAGCCUGGUCGGAGGCAUGAGCGGACUCGGCCGGAGCAAUAGUGUCAUGUCGGACCGGGACUAUCAAUCUCGGCGCGCUUCAGCAGCUCGAGGUGACCAGAGACAGCUGUUGCAGCGCAGAGAUUCACCUCGACUAGAAGUCGGCACGGCAGAUUCUACGAGACCGCCGUCACGUCUUUCGAGUGGGAGGCGGUCUCCAUUGAUGGAAGUGGGUACGCCUAACCAAUCUGAAAAUCAGCCGCCGGUGGCUGCCAACAAGCUGUCACAGUUGAGACCUCUGAUGCUGCCUGCCCAGGCCCAGCGCGAACGAAUGCUAAGGGCGCCCGACCCGCCUGUCACUGCCCCGGCCGAUUCUGGACCGUCCUUGGACACGGAAAAUAUCACUAGAGUCUCCGUUGGUUCGGUUCCUGAUCCCCGUACACAUCAACGCAAGCGAAGCAGCUUGCAGUCUAUCGGGUUUCGCCGCCCCUCGAGCGUUACUCACGCGAGGCCCGGUGACUCGCCCCGACCUGCGCGGCGCCAUUCCCCUGUAUUUGUCGAUGUCGACCAGGGUAUGGACGCCUUCAUCCAAGGUCUUCCUACAGAUCUCGUUGCGUCCUUGUCUAGAAAGAGCAGUCGUAAUCUUCGCACGGAAGAGGUAGCGUUCCGGUCGAACGGAAUAAUCCCAAAUAGUCAAGGUUUGGCUGUACCGAUGCCGAGGUCGGAAGGGUUUCUCCAAUACGAUAGGGCUCGAUCGCCUCGGGAGGACACUCAUGAAGGCCUGGAGGAUCCUUUGACGCUACUCAACCUCAAAGCGAGACAUCGCGCCAUCCAUGCCGUACGGCGUCAGACUGCAUGUCGAUUGCUAGCCCUUCAAUUUCACGGGCUGCAACAAGCUGGUCAAGACCCUCUUUACGUCGCGCGGUACUGGGCGGAUGUUCAUGGUGUGCUCACAAACAUGCGCACAUCACUUAUUGAGGGCACUUCAGCCCUGCGCAAAGCUCUCAAUGAGAUUGGCGAGCGGGCUAAUCAGCCGUGGCACAACCAACCGCAUUCGCAAUUUGCUCCGCAGAAGACGGACGCGCGUGUGUUGCAAGACGAGUUGGACGACCUGUCCAAGCUGGUCCAGAUCACUAGCAAGAGAAUCUCCGAUGUCAGAAAGAUGACCGCUGCAGCAGGCGGCGAUCACACCCUCUUGUCAGGUCAAUGGCAACUCUUGCGCUCCGAUCUUGGUCGGAUGAUCGGUGAUUGGGAGCGAGGACGAAUACUGGUCCAACGCAUGACUGGAAUAACGGACAACUUCGGCAACGCUCGUCUAGCUGUCAUGUCGAGUCCAGCUUCGACCUACAACGAUUAUCCGAUGUUGGAUCGCGAGACAAACACAUCAACUGAGAUGUCGUUGCCUUCGAUACCUUCCAUGGAUGAAAUCGACCCGGAACUGGCCCCUAUGCAAAAGAACUAUGACGAUGCGUCCAUCCACUUGCUCAACUCGACUUCGCCGGCCUUUCUACCUCCACCCGGGAUUGAAUCCGUCUUCGAAGACUUUGUGGCCCGUUUACCGCCGCCACGAUCGUUGGCUCCCGACGGCAGGAAGCUGACACGGGAGGAACGUAUUCAAGCGGUCAAAGCGGCAAGGGAAGAGACUCGAGCCAAGCAAGCCGAGAGGGAUGUUACUGGACCCAACGGCGGCAUCGACAUGACAUCACGAGACACGAAAACUCGCACGGGAGAGGUCGUGACCGAGCUGAAAGACGUGAUCGAUCGCAUCAGAAAGCACCGCCAAACAGAAGCGGCGGAGCGGUGAAUGAUUAUUUGUAAUCCCCAAUCUUUACGAUGUCCUGAAUUAUUACGAAUAUCGAAGUACACCUUGAGCAAGGC
Filobasidium floriforme is the source of this 4367-nucleotide messenger RNA. RefSeq lists its product as uncharacterized. The transcript has 3 exons. Bases 163 to 4293 code for a protein of 1376 amino acids. The record is from RefSeq and is a predicted model, not a curated record. Lineage: Eukaryota; Fungi; Basidiomycota; Tremellomycetes; Filobasidiales; Filobasidiaceae.